Molecule: messenger RNA, 4388 nt
Organism: Porites evermanni
Lineage: Eukaryota; Metazoa; Cnidaria; Anthozoa; Scleractinia; Poritidae
Source: the annotation of a GenBank genome assembly
AUGGGAGAGGAAUUAGUGUGGGCUUGUAAGAAUGGAGAUCUGGAUCAGGUGAAAGCGAUUGUAGAGAAACCGGUAAGAAAAUUAUUUUGUGGAAGCGCACUGGAAGAAAUCUUUCAUUUUAUUUGUGGGUGUGUGAAGUGUUGUUUUAUUGACAUGUUUUUUCGCACGACUUGGUUCGAGUUUGGAGUUUUUCUAAAAAUACAGUAGAUACGAAAAAAAACUAUAAAGUUCCUUCAUAACUACAUUAGUUAGUUUGUAAAUGGCCAGCGCCGACCUUUUCUACCGAUGAAACAAAAUGGAUGCGUGCCCCGAACUGCACCGAUAUUUUAACAGUUUAUUUGUCGUUGGCCUUCUCGUGUUGCACUUAAUCCUGGAAGUUUUGAUCAAACGAUCGAGGUCAUUUGCAAAUAUAAUUGAGGUUCUGCGUUAGUCAUUUGUGUGGAGAUGCUGCACUGAAAGAAUAAGUUAACCCCAGUUUAACUGAGUUUUAUUUUAAAGUCGUUUUAGAGACAUUAAGCUUAAUUCAUGCACUGUAAAAGAUUUCAUGGUUGUAAUUCCUUUGAGUGCAUUAUAUUAAUUGUCCUUCCAUUUACACUUUUGGUUUAAAAUAAAUGUAUUUUUUUUGCAUACAAUAAUGUCUUUUUAGUGCCACUUUAUAAGCCAUUGAGAAUAGAACUUUAUUGUAUCAUUCCAGAAAAUUCCAUAACUCCCCCUCCAAUGGUCAGUGGAAUUUCUGAGGGGGAGGGGGGGGGGAGUUAAAAGACCCAAUUUUCUGACAGGUUGGGGCUUAUCCAUGUGAAAUCAUUUUUCCAGAGAGUCAUACAAUACUCACAAUAAUUGAACAUGUACUUACCAUAUAGUAUGUUGUGGUGGCAAACAAAAAGUAAGAAAUAAAAGGAAUAGUUUUUAGAUGGUUUUUGGGGAAAGCAUGAUCACAGGCUAUCCUGGCUACUAUGAGCAUGACCACCAUCUUCGGAACUUUGAAAGGAAACAAAAGGAAAGCCAUGCAAAAGGAAUUUCCUAGCUGUCAAAUUCUCCGGCCCUCUAAUUGCAUAUUAUUCUCAGGAAAUCUUAAUGACAUUCAGAAAAGUGUUCUUGUAGCUGCAACCAUAGACUUUAAUUUCAAUGUACUUUCCUUUAAAUUCUUAAGCCAAACUGUCCAAUGUCAAUGUUUUCUCUUUGCCAUUCCCCCAUCCGCUUAGACUUUAAGGUUUCUUGGAAUGUUAACUUAGACACCGUUUACACAGAUCCUGACAAAUUUUAGAAUAGACAAAAACUUUCACAGAUCCGCCUUUUGUUCCCAUGAAACCCAAGGAACCAUGCAAGCUUUUGACAUAAUCCCAAAUAGGUCAAAAUUUUUUACCGGUACAGUUCACUUUAACACGAACUUAUGUUAACACCUGUCCUGAACCAUGCAAGUUUUUGCACAGUUUGUGUGAUAAAAGCCUGGAGCUUGGUUACGCACCUUCCAUAAGUUGAUUAACGCAAAAGCUUUAACCCAUCACUGAAACUAUGCAAAAAUUUUUAUGGACUUGUGUAAAAAGCACUGAAAUCUGUAAAAAAAUUUGAACUGUUCUGUCUAAACGAGUAGUGUAGUUAAAAAAUACUUCUGUUCAAAAAUUGUGCGGACCUGUGUAAACAGGAUCUUAUUCACUUCUGACUUGCAAAUGAACCAAUUUGCAAUUUUCUAGGGUUUUGAUGUGAAUGCUGGGCUGUUAGCAGGACGCAAUGGCCUCCAUUAUGCUGCCGAUUACGGACAAAAGGAAGUCAUAGAGUUUCUUCUAUCAAAGGGAGCAAAUAUCAACGUAAGUUACUAUAAAGCAGUUUGAAUGCUGUUAUUAAUGAAAGUUGGCAAAUAAAUCAUGUCCAUCCUCGGAGACCCAGAGGCAGAUAGUGGGGGCGAGAGAAAGUCUAAACGGGCGGGAAAAUAUGGCACGAAGAAAAGUAAAGAACGGCGAGAAGAGCCCCUGGGGACAAUGUCUUACCAGACCAGUUCCAAACGUUCGCUGCCAUUCUGCCUUCUGAUUGGGCAGAAAAACACAAAAGUUUUUUGGCACCAAUCAGAAGCCAGAACGAUGGCGACAGUUUGGAACUGGUCUGAUAAGACAUUGUCCCCAAGGGCUCUUCUCCACGUUCUUUUCUUUUCUUCGUGCCAUAUUUUCAAGCGCUUAGCACUGAAAAGUAUAGGCGCUAUAUAAAUAUAUUUUUUUAUUAAUUUUUUUUAAUAUUUUCCUGCCCGUUUAAACUUUCCCUCACCCCCACUACCUGCCCCUGGGUCUCCGAGGAUGAAUCAUGUCAGUCUUUCAUGACAUUGUAGAUAUAUCUGUCAGUAACUACAAUCCUUCUUUGUGACUGGUCAAUGUAGAGCCUAAAUUGCAGUAUAAACCUGACAUGGAAAUGUAAUAAGUAUUUUGCUAAACUGGCUUUCUCAAUAAGAUUGUUAAGUUAUGGAGCCUUGUCUGUUGUACAUACAGUUGUGUCUAGCACACUUUUUUGGACCAUAAAUCUGAAGGAAAACAAUGUUGGUCCAUAAAAAAUACAGACUUUAGGAACUUAAACUUGUUCAGUUAAAGGAAUGUAUUCACCAAUGGAAAAAAGUAAGAUAUUCCUACUUCUUUUGUGAAAGAAAGGCGUGCAUAGUGGUCAAAUAAUUAAAAGAGCGAGUAUUAACAAAAUGAGGUGCUGAGAAUCUUUUGUGUAUUUUACCCAGUGUAUGCAGAUGCUAAGACACUUGACCUGUAUCUGUAACAUUACAACCAUGUCUUUUGACCUAAAGCUAACAAGUCAAACCACCAGCUCCAUCCAAUGUUUCAAUUACAUUUAAUGACCAGUCAGAGCUGUCAAUAGGGGCCAUAAACCAUAACAGCUGUUAUGGCUAAGCUCACUUGUUGUUACAGGUGAUCAAACUGGAAAGCGAAAGAUGACACUAUAGACUUUUUGUGAGAUGUUUUGGGUGAAUCUUUAGUUGCUCAAGGCUGCUUCAAAACUAAAUGAAAGCCCUCACAGUAUCUGUCAUUGGUUAUCAGAUAGGACAGUGAAAUUGUCUGGCUACACUCUUUAUUUUGAAAAUGAGUAAAACAAAGCAGCCAGAGGAGAAUUAUUUGUGACCUGCUCCUUUCACUGGCAGGUUGGUUUGAACCAAUGCACCUGACUCUUAGCAUGCUGGUUAUUUUCUUAGUUUUUAUAGAAUGCACAUUCCCCACAUGCAAAUGGCAUUGGAGGCUUCCUCUCCUUUUCUCACCUCGUGUGCACGCGUGUGUUUCCCAAACUUUCUCCCUUCGUCAUAAAAAAUUACGGUACUUGUUACACAAGCUACCUGACUGCAUUCAAACCAUAGUAUCUUCAGAUGGAUGUGCUUUGAUUGAAUGCCUCCUUAUUGGUUAAAUAAAGAGUUUACCUUUUUAAUUUACCCAAGCUUGAUUACUGCGAUCAUUCUUCAAAAUGAGUCUUCUUUUCUUGACAUCAUUAGCUUCCAGACAAACAUGGCAUAACUGCUCUGUUGGCCAGUGUUUUUGAAAGUCAAACAGAAUGUGUGAAAUUACUGCUUGAAAAGGUGAGAAAAUAUUAAAGUAAAUUACUCUAGUAACAGUAUUAUUAAAAGAAGUAGAGGAAUGAAAAUCUUAUUAUGUAUUUGUUUAAAAGGUUAAAAAAAGAAGAAAGGUUUACAGUUUACUGUGGAAAGUGCCCUUAGCUUGCUCAGCUAGUUUAUAGACACUCCACUCAAAAAUAUUAUUAGUAACAAAUAAUCUAAAUAGAACAUAACAGGGUUAACAACCUCAACUGGCAGGAGGCAACCAGACGUGGCCAAGGAUUUGAACUUGGGAAGACCGAGAGCAAAUUUGACUAGUGUCCAGAGAGGGACUUGAACGUACAUGUAAGACAACCACAUUGCAAGUAUAACAAACUAACUUGGCCGUGCUACUUCCUACGUAAUUCACCAGCACACAUUGUGAUUUCAAUCAACAGUAAUUCAGUUAUCAAAAUCUUUGUAAAGAUCACAGGCAGGCUAAAGAAAAGUAAUUUGGUGUUUUCUAAAAACAGUUGCCAUGCAAUGAAGCCAUUGUCAAUAUCAACAUGCAUAUUCUCCACAUUUUCUGCUUAAAUUGUUUUUUAAGCCAAUAAGGACAACUUGUUCAAACAUCAAGACGUUUUAAACUUGGGGUUCAUUUCCAGUGCACCAAAGCUAUAACCAUUUUGGUCAGCAUGGCGAGUAGGAUUUACUAUUUUAGCAACCAUAAUAGACCUUUUUACCGAUACAGCAGCCAUAUUGAAUGUAUGAUACCGUUUUUCCUUUGUUGUAGGGCGCUAACAAAAAUUUAAAAGCCCCUGAUGGUAGAUCUUAUCUUGAAUGUGCUGAAACAGAUGACAUCAAGAGUCUUUUGAAGUAG